Molecule: messenger RNA, 2759 nt
Organism: Anopheles maculipalpis
Lineage: Eukaryota; Metazoa; Arthropoda; Insecta; Diptera; Culicidae
Gene: gammaCOP
Product: coatomer subunit gamma
Exons: 8
Coding region: 100-2733 (877 amino acids)
Biological process (GO): intracellular protein transport; endoplasmic reticulum to Golgi vesicle-mediated transport; organelle transport along microtubule
Cellular component (GO): endoplasmic reticulum; COPI vesicle coat; Golgi membrane
Molecular function (GO): structural molecule activity
Source: RefSeq, a predicted model, not a curated record
CGUGAAAUUCGUACCAAAAUCCAACACGCCACGGUACAAAAUUGUGGUAUCGCAAGACCGCAAACACGUACGCACAGCGGAAACCCCGGAGCCAGUAGGAUGAGCUCGUUUAAGCGAGAUAACAAGGAGGAAGAUGACGGCGGUAAUCCAUGGCAAAAUCUCGAGAAAACGUCGGUACUGCAGGAGACGCGAAUGUUCAACGAGACACCGGUGAACGCACGCAAAUGUACACACAUUCUCACCAAGAUUCUGUACCUGCUGAAUCAGGGCGAGGUUCUGGGCACCCGGGAAGCGACGGAAUGUUUCUUCGCAAUGACGAAACUGUUCCAAUCGAAGGAUGUCGUGAUGAGGCGCAUGGUGUAUCUCGGCAUCAAGGAGCUUAGUCCGAUUGCGGAUGAUGUUAUCAUUGUGACGAGCUCGCUCACAAAGGAUAUGACUGGCAAGGAGGAUUUGUACCGUGCGCCAGCAAUCCGUGCCCUUUGCAGUAUCACGGACAGUACAAUGCUGCAGGCGGUGGAACGCUAUAUGAAGCAGUGCAUCGUUGAUCGAAAUGCACCGGUAUCGAGUGGUGCGCUCGUUAGCUCACUACAUCUGGCCAGUACAGCGGGUGAGGUGGUAAAGCGCUGGGCAAAUGAGGCACAGGAAGCACUGAACAGUGACAACAUUAUGGUGCAGUAUCACGGGCUCGGACUGCUGUACCACAUCCGGAAGGCGGAUCGGCUUGCGGUGACAAAGCUCGUGAACAAGCUCACGCGCCAGCACCUGAGGAGUCCGUACGCGACCUGCUUUCUGAUACGUAUCGCGUGCAAAAUCAUGGAGGAAGAGGAUGCAAGCGGCAAUGGGACGGAAGAUUCACCGUUGUUUAAUUUUGUUGAGUGUUGUUUGCGCAAUAAGUCGGAAAUGGUGGUUUACGAGGCAGCCCACGCGGUGGUCAAUCUGAAGCGAACGAAUCCUCGCGAACUGUCGACGGCGGUUAGCAUUCUGCAGCUGUUCUGUGGCUCAUCGAAGGCGACGUUACGCUUUGCGGCGGUGCGUACCAUGAAUAAGGUGGCGAUGUUGCAUCCACCGGCCGUUAAUGUGUGCAAUCUCGAUCUGGAAGGAUUGAUUGCGGAUUCGAACCGUUCGGUAGCAACGCUGGCCAUUACGACGCUGCUGAAAACGGGCGCAGAAAGCUCGGUGGAACGAUUGAUGAAGCAAAUCGCAACGUUUGUGGCGGAAAUUUCGGAUGAAUUUAAGCUGGUGGUUGUGCAGGCAAUUCGCUCGCUGUGCACGAAGUUCCCUCGCAAGCAUGCGGUCACUAUGAACUUUUUGAGCGGAAUGUUGCGGGAGGAAGGCGGUUUGGAGUACAAAACUUCCAUCGUAGAUACGAUUAUUCUGAUCAUCGAGGAGAAUCCGGACGCGAAGGAAGCCGGUCUUGGGCAUCUGUGUGAGUUUAUUGAAGAUUGCGAACAUACCUCGCUGGCAGUAAGGAUUUUGCAUCUGCUGGGCAAGGAAGGUCCGUACUCGAAGUGUCCCUCGCGCUACAUCCGGUUCAUCUACAACAGAGUUAUACUGGAGAAUGCGACAGUACGUGCGGCGGCCGUAGCUGCAAUCGCUCAGUUCGGUGCCUGCUGUCCGGAUCUGUUACCGAACGUGCUGGUACUGUUGAAUCGCUGUCAGAUGGAUUGUGAUGAUGAGGUACGGGAUCGGGCCACCUAUUACUACACCAUUCUGAACCAAUCGAACCCGGAGCUGAAUAAGCGCUUCAUAGCGGACCACGAGAUCGUCUCGUUACCACUGUUGGAAAAAUCGCUAAACGAACAUCUGAAGGGUUCGCUGACGGAACGGUUCGAUCUGUCGAUCGUACCGAAAUCGCAGGUCGUCCAGCCUGAAGUGAACGAGGAAGUCAUGAUCAUGAACAAAGCGGCACCAAAAAUUGCACGCGUCAAUCGCGAGGAGGUUAACACUGAAAAACUGCUCGCCAUACCGGGCAUCCAUCAUGUGGGCGCACUGCACAAAUCUUGCGCACCGGUGCAGCUAACCGAAAGCGAAACCGAGUACACGGUUUCAUGCAUCAAGCACUGCUUUGCGCAUCACAUUGUGUUCCAGUUCGAUUGUGUCAACACGCUGUCGGAUCAGCUGCUGGAGAAUGUGCGCGUCGAUCUGGAGCUUCCGGAAGGGUUCGUGUCGCGUGCCGUCAUCCCGUGUGCGAAGUUGCCGUACGGCGAUAAAGAAUCUACCUACGUUAUCGUGCAAUUCCCGGAAGAUGUACCGAGCUCGAUUGCCACACUGGGUGCUACGUUACGUUUCCUGGUGAAGGAUUGCGAUCCAUCCACCGGCCAGCCAGACUCGGAUGAAGGUUACAACGACGAGUACAUACUAGAGGAUAUCGAAAUAACCGUCGCGGAUCAGAUGCAAAAGUCAAAGAAACAAAACUUCCUCGCCGCGUGGGAAAGUGCCGACACCGAAGAAUGGGUUGAGGCGGAAGACACAUUCGAGCUGUCUUCGGUAAACAGUUUGCAAGAUGCCGUCAACACGAUUCUUAAAUUCCUCGGCUUAGCACCCGCGAACCUGUCCGAGAACGUGCCGGACGGAGCCCACACGCACACGUUACUUUGUUCCGGCACGUUCCGUGGCGGUGUGGAGGUGUUUGUCCGUUCAAAGCUAGCCGUGGCCGAUGGUGUCACAAUGCAGCUGACAGUGCGAUCGACGGAUAUGGAUGUGGCGGAAUUAAUAACGUCUGCGGUAGGCUAAACAAGCGGCUUAAACCACGAAACGAA